AUGCGAUUUGUAUGUGGGAAACAUUUUCAUCGAGUUAGAAGGAUCACCGCAGCAGUGGAAGCUGAUUUGUACGACGUUGUCAACAAGAUGAUGACAGGAUCGCUGACCAUGACACUUCUGGAGAAGACUGGGCAUUCCAGGAUGAGUCUUGACGAGAUGAUUCGUCUCCUGGGCAAUCACAAAGAGACCAUGUUACUGAGAUGUAAAUGGGGAGAAGACGAGUGUGGUGUUGAUAACUUUACGACUAUCACAACUGACCAUGGCCUGUGUUUUACCUUCAAUGGGCCUAAUUCAAAUCGAGAUCUCAGAGUGCACACUCCAGAAGACUAUCCUGUGAAAGCAGAACAAAACUGCCAAUGUUCCGUUCCGUGCGAGUAUGACUUUGUCGAAACAACGUACUCAUAUGCACAACUGUCAAAGUCAGCCAUUGAUAAGAUCCACCAAGAAGAUAUAAAUAGAAUUCUUCCACGGUACAAAAAAGCUCUAGAUGUUUACGAGUACAAGAAUGAACGGAAUCAGCACAAGAAGAAGAAUUACCAAGAAUUUAGCGAAUCCCUGAGAACAGUCACACAUCUGUACCGUGUGACAAUAUCGAUGUUGAAGGAAAGCAAGCGGAACAUUGAAAAGUUGCAGAAAUUCAUGCUAGAUGUUUACCAAAUCAAGACUGACUACCUCUGGGCUCAGUCAUAUAUUGUAAAGAAAAACUUUGUGGAGGCAAAGAAUGAAAUGGAUGAGACGACACUGGGGGAGCUAGCAGAUGACCUGUACGUGUUUCGUUACAUAACUGAAAGAAAGAUUAUGGAACUUGCUGCAGCAACAGACAAGAGCGUCAAAGAAGUUCAAUACAAAUUAUUGACAGAGCAAUUGAUGGCAAGAAUCUGGCUUGCUGAGCUGUCCUUGAAGAACUUGACCCAACUGGUUUCUGCUUACACAACCGGCGACCCCAUAUUCAACAACAGUCUACCUGAAGAUACAAAUUUUACAAUGCUCAUUCCAAGAGAAUUGUUAAAGAAAGCUAUCAACAAAUCUGAAAAUGGCUCUAAAAUUGUGCUGUCUGCACAUAAACACAUCACCCAGAUUGCUGUUAUUUUACGGAAACUGAUGAAUAUUUCACAUGCUGUAUAUGAAACAGAGAUCAUCACGCAGGAGCAAACAAACAGU
Messenger RNA from Candidula unifasciata, 1161 nucleotides. NCBI's taxonomy places the organism in Eukaryota, Metazoa, Mollusca, Gastropoda, Stylommatophora, Geomitridae. The record is from the annotation of a GenBank genome assembly.